Zasmidium cellare ATCC 36951 is the source of this 708-nucleotide messenger RNA. RefSeq lists its product as uncharacterized. The record is from RefSeq and is a predicted model, not a curated record. Bases 1 to 708 code for a protein of 235 amino acids. The transcript is spliced from 2 exons. Gene Ontology annotation, cellular component: mitochondrion. NCBI's taxonomy places the organism in Eukaryota, Fungi, Ascomycota, Dothideomycetes, Mycosphaerellales, Mycosphaerellaceae.
AUGCACACUGAACUUCUCCUCGUGAUGGAGUUGCUUACACAUUCUCUAAACGGCUACGUCGCCGACCUCCUUGACGCCCCUCUACACUCUGUCGAACAUGCCACGCGAACAGCUCCUGAAGCCCCUCCAAAGGAAAACCUCCCCAUGACCCAGCGGGAAGAGACGCUCGCCAAAGCCCGCGUUGUCUUCGGCGGCUCCCGCCUCUCCAGUGCUGAAGAACGUAAACACGAGCUCGAAAGCAAAUCGCAAUGGAUUGCGGGAGUCCUCGUGCCUCCGAAACCUGAAGAGCCCGACAAUUGCUGCAUGUCCGGGUGCGUCAACUGCGUGUGGGAACUCUUUCGCGAAGAGCUUGAAGAAUGGGCGGCGAAAAGCACCGAGGCGAAACAGAAGAUGAUCGAGCAGCGCACAAAGGGCACCGCGACAGGUAUGAUGGCUCAGGAAUCGGGAAUGCCGAAGCAUGCGGCUGUGAGUAUGGAUGAUGAUGGGGGAGGGAGCGAGACGAAUUGGUCGACAGCGCCGGAGACGGAGGUCUACGAUGGGACGGAGGGGAGCGUGGAUCCGCUGGCGGGGAUUCCGGUUGGGAUCAGGGAGUUUAUGAAGACGGAGAAGAAGUUGAAGGCCAGGCAUAAAGCUGCUGGGGAGGUGAUGGAUACGGCGCUGGAUAAGGAUUUGAGGGCGAGUGUUUGGCGGUCGGGGGCGAGGACGUGA